Molecule: messenger RNA, 484 nt
Organism: Lytechinus pictus (painted urchin)
Lineage: Eukaryota; Metazoa; Echinodermata; Echinoidea; Temnopleuroida; Toxopneustidae
Product: fibropellin-1-like
Exons: 5
Coding region: 116-484 (122 amino acids)
Source: RefSeq, a predicted model, not a curated record
CACAAUAUAAGGAGAUGUACUUUGGCUCAACUGAUAAUUCGGUAGAGUCGGGUCGUACUUGAAUAUCCAGACAUAACUAUCCAAACUUUAGCGAAGAUCUCACUUGUGUAUAAGAAUGCAUUAUUUAGGGGUGACGGCCUUCUCUGUGUUCGUCAUACUGAACCACGAGUUUUACGGUGUAUUCGGUGGCCAAACAUGUGAAACAAUACCAGACAUCGCCUGCCCUCAAACCAUUUCCGAGCACACCGGGGAAUUAGUGCAGCCUCUUCCCAAGUAUCUAACUCGUGAUCAUCCUGAAUAUGAAGUCAGAACACCACCGGCGAUGAGAGAUAAAGUCAACCUAUACUGCGCACAUCCAGCUUGUAACUCAAACCCGUGCCUUAACAGAGGAACGUGUAUGGAGGAACUAUUUGGAUAUAGCUGCUCUUGUGUCCUCGGAUACGUUGGGACACAUUGCGAAGAAAAUAUCGAAACAGAAAAUUGA